Messenger RNA from Pseudoliparis swirei, 1812 nucleotides. It is a transcript of the gene arpin, whose product is annotated as actin related protein 2/3 complex inhibitor. Gene Ontology annotation, biological process: negative regulation of actin nucleation. NCBI's taxonomy places the organism in Eukaryota, Metazoa, Chordata, Actinopteri, Perciformes, Liparidae. The transcript is spliced from 6 exons. The coding region runs from base 373 to 1053 and encodes 226 amino acids. The record is from RefSeq and is a predicted model, not a curated record.
UAUAAUUAAUAUAUAUUAUAUAUAUAUAUAGUAUUUAAGGGUAUGUUGCUGCCCGGUGUCCAUUCAAAGUUUUGCCACUCUGGUAUGGAAGUCAAUUUUGGGCCAUUAACAAAAAAAAUCAAAGAUAAAUGUUAGAAAUGAUGCGAUGCUACUGAGGAAAGUGACCAUUAAAAAGUCCUAUCCUUAAUAAUUAAUAACCAAUGCAUGUCCGAGGUGAGCUUCCAUAUUCCUGACAGCGUGCUAAUUAAACCUGGUUAACACACAGCGGCGCGCGCCGUGCGUCAAACCGAGCGCACCUCCCUCACGCGGCCCCGCCCGGAACCAGGAAGAGCAACACGGAGGCGGAGAACACUUCCAGUAAAAGUUUAGGAGAUGAGCCGAAUUUACCACAACACGUCGUUACAGAACAAACCCGUGCAUAAUGAGACGCUGGCGCGCGCGUGGUCCCCCUCUGCGUACGAAAGUGGCCAUGGGGUCAUUCUAGAAGGGAAGCUGCUGGAUGUGUCCAGACACGCCAUCACCGAUGACGGCAAUCAAAAGGUCCGCUUCUAUGUGCUCUACGUCAAACCUGGACGCGUCCACCAGAGGAAGUUCGACCCCAGCGGGAAGGAGAUCGAGCCCAACUUCAGCGACACCAAGAAGGUCAACACCGGCUUCCUCAUGUCCUCCUACAAGCUGGAAGCGAAGGGCGAGUCGGACCGCCUGUCCGAGGAGCAGCUGUCGCUGGCGGUGAACAAGGCCGAGCUGCUGGAGAUCACCGACCGGUACCGGCCCGCCGGGACCUGGGCCUUCUGGUACCCGGAGGCCCAGAUGGCCCAGACGGAGCUGGAGGCGGGGCAGGACGUGCGGCUGAAGACCAGAGGAAACGGCCCCUUCAUAUGCUCCUUGGCCAAAGUGGACGGCGGCUCGGUGACCAAGUGCAACUUUGCCGGAGACGAGCGGGCCGGAGCGUCGUGGACCGACAAGGUUCUGGCCAACCGAGCCGACGCCCUCAGCGCCCCGCCGCCCGGGGGGGAGGGGGAGGGGGCGGGGGAGGAGGAGUGGGACGACUGAGGGCCAAUCAGCGCCGGCCUCCAGGCCUCCAGGUCCGACCCCCCCUGAUUGGAACCUGGCGUUCCCCGGAGUCCCCUGAACCUCUCCCUUGUGGACGACGAGCUUCUCCUGCACAGCCUGGUUUCCAUUAGUCCCACAUACCUGAGGAGGCCGUACUGGGACACGGCCCAGUUCCCUCGACUGGUCCAGUCAGGGUCCGAACGCUCAUGGAAAACCUGGAAAAGUCCUCGAAUUUAGAAAUGUUUAUUUCCACGACCUGGAAAAGUCAUUGAAAAAAAAGUAAUCCCCCAAGUCCUGGACAUGUGCUCUGAUCAUGUGUCCAUUCAGCUUUAGAUCUCAGUGUUGGUUUAAAUACGACUUCUUCUCACUUUAGAUUUCACAACAUGUUGGUCAUGGAAAUUUGGUUUAAAGUCCUGUAAAAUUCCUGGACACCCAUUGGUCAACAAGUGGAUGAACCCUGUGCAGUUGACCGGUUACAUGACUUAAGUACUGCACUUUAACACGAGUACUUGUAUGUUAUGCUCCUUCAUACUUCAGCUACAGAGGGAAAUAAUGCAUAUUUUAGAAUAUUAUGUGAUAACUUUGCUGAUUCAGAUUAGAAAUCUGAUAUAUUAGCAACAAAUGAUGUAUGAAUUUGGAUAAAUAUGAGAACUUACGUGGUUCAAUAACAAAGACAUCCACGAACAUUAACCAGCUGCAACAUUAAAGACAUGGACAAUCUCAUCCAUCAAUAAAAUAAUGUAUGUUAUUCUGAAAUGA